This is a messenger RNA of Heteronotia binoei (common prickly gecko), 2226 nucleotides long. Its product is annotated as formin-F-like. The coding region runs from base 1 to 2097 and encodes 698 amino acids. The record is from RefSeq and is a predicted model, not a curated record. The transcript has 16 exons. Lineage: Eukaryota; Metazoa; Chordata; Lepidosauria; Squamata; Gekkonidae.
AUGAAGACUUUCUGGUACAAGAAGGAGCACAAUGACUUAUUCAAGCCCACUAAUCUUUUGCAGGAUCCCCAGGACUUUCCAAAUGGUGGCUCGCAAUUCAACUUUGUUGUCUACAAGUACAAGCACUAUCGGUGGCAGAAACGAAUUUUGCAGAUUGAUGCGAACACAAAGACCAUUUUUAACAUCGAGAAAGGGAUCAUCAAAAAACAGUUCCCAUUUUCCCAAGUGAAAUCUUGUGCCUUCAGUGAAGGGAAGCGUUUCCGAAUUGGCUUUCAUGAACACCAGGAUUAUGAACUAGAAGCAGCAUCAAUGGAAGAGAAAAAUAAAAUAACACGUCUUGUGAGUAAAAUUAUACAGAGCCAGGCUUGCGGAACAUCUGCAGAACCUUGCAGCAGCCGACCUGAUGCGUGUGAGGUGAUUCAUGAAGGGCUCUUGGAUUUGCAGACAGAGACAGCGACCUCCAUUAAAUGGGUGAAACACUUUGUGCAGCUCAGAAAACAAGAACUGAGCUUACAUUGCAUAGACCAGAAAAAGAUGGGGGCAGCCGUUCCUGGAGUGAAAACAAUUGACUUGUCAAGCGGGGAUGCAGUUGUCAGCAAGGAAGAUGGUGCGGGCGCGUUCUCACUUCACACAAAGGAAGCCAAGUACCUAUUCCAAAUACCCUUUACUGUCCAGAACAACAAGUUAGAGGACAUUUGCAAGCUCCAAAACCAGUGGUUAAUGCUCUUAGACAGGUACUGCUCAGUGCUCAAGGCAAGAUCAUUGGCUCAGGAUGGUGCCUCAGGAAUCGCAGAUGGGGAAGUUUGCAAUUUAAAUGCAAGGAAGACAGGAGAGGCCUCCCAUCUCAGUGUAGCCCCACUGGCUGGGACCGUGGAUCAUGUCCUCCCAGAAAACUGUACAUUUUCAGCAACUACUGAACAUUCUGUAGUGACAGGAGACACAGGGGCGGUGCCUCCUUCCCCCAAGUCGCCCAAUUUUCCUCCAGCCUCAACAAGAACUAAAGUUUUUCACUGGGAUGUCAUUCCUCAGGACAAGAUUCAGAAGUCACUAUGGGCAUUCUAUCAUGAAGGCAAGAGAAAUAUAGAUGUGGCAAGACUUUAUGACCAGUUUCGUAUUCAGGACUUGCCGGGAUUUCCUGGCAAUGGACCUUUGGUGACACAACACAUUAUGCUUGACCGAAAAAUCGCACACAACUUCAACAUUUUUCUUAAAAGUUUCCACAUAAAGCCAAGCCAGCUGAAAGAAAAAUUAUACAUUAUACAUGAAGACAGUGGUGGACUUAGCGAUGAGCAGAUUACGACGCUAAGGAGAUACCAGCCUACUUUAAAGGACAGAGAAAUGUACCAGUCUUUCAAAGGUUCUACUUCAGAACUACAUCAGGUGGAUCAGUUUAUGCUAGAAAUGUGUAAAAUACCUAACUUAAGCCAAAGACUGGACCUCUUACUUGCCGUACGUGAACUUCCAGCAUCCAUGGCAGAGCUGGAGCCACUCAUCGACCAGAAAAUCCGUGCCUGCAAACAGCUGCAGAGCAGCCCAAAGUUUGUAGCUGUGCUGGAGUAUAUUUCAGCCAUGGGGAACUACUUGAACGAAAAGUCCGGGAAAGAGAAGGCCCAAGGGUUUCGACUCUCUUCUUUGACCAGACUAUCCUUGCUGCGAGGUAAAGAACGAAGCUUCACCUUGCUGCAUGCCCUUGUGGAGCAGAUCUUCUUACAGGAUCCUGAUUUGGCUGAAUUUCCUCAGGAGUUGACAGAAUUUAAAGCUCUAUCUGGAGCCUCCAUCAAAGGCCUGAGUGCUGAAGCCGAAGUUUUAAGGAAAGAAUUAGAAAGCAUUAUUGAGGGCAGAAGACAAAUCAAGCUCAAGAUUAUCAAAGCAGGAACUCUGGAGUCACAGUUCUACAAAGAACUAAAGGAUUUGAUUCAAAAGUAUGAAGGAGACCUUUGUCAGCUCUGUAGAAGAUGUGUAGAAAUGAAAAGGGCCUACCAUGAUAUCCUGGUGAAAUUUGGUGAACCAGAAGAUCGAGACUCCGAAGAGUUUUUUGGCUGGAUUUCAAGAUUUAUCAGUGAAUUCCAGAAGGUCUUGCAGGAGUUUAUGUCAUGAUGGCGGGAAUGGAACUGUGUAGCCUCAGUCAGCAAUUAAAUGAUGGUUAUUGUGAUAAUUGUGAAGAACACACCCUCCAGAAGUCAAUUUGACAUCCAGGUCCCCACAGCCCUGCUCUGGCUAGACAUU